AAGAUCCAAACAUUGACAUUUCACGCGUUCGUUGGGAUUUUGCUUCCGCUAACGACACAAGAAAUAAUUGAAAGCUGCGUAUUUUCAUUAUUUUCUGCAUAGUUUCUGAAUUUUGAAGAUUCGAAUUGCGAAGCGAGGACAAGACUGAGACGCCAGGCGAACUUUCACUUUUACAGUAAUAAUGGAUCAUCAACGAGGGGAUGAUGGGAAGACUAAACACGCUGAAGAUGUUCCAGAUCUUACGAAAUUGAACGAUAUCACGUUACCUACUGUAUUGGACUGCUUAAUUGAUCGAUUUCAUCACGGGAAAUAUUCCACUUUUGCUGGAACUGUUCUAGUCGCGUUAAAUCCAUGUUCUUCCAAGCGAUCGAGGAGACACUCGCCUCUUAAAUCGUACGAAAAUCAAGAUGUCAGGAGGUUUGUAGAGCUUACACAUUGCAGCAGUGAACCAGAUGUGAAGAAUUUAGAACCCCACGUCCUCUCUAUCGGAGUGAAAAGCUUGUAUAAUAUUGACAAAGUUGGGAAUAAUCAAGUCAUCGUUGUUUCUGGUGAUUCGGGUGCCGGAAAAACCACAUGCACACAAGAUCUUAUUAAAUUUUUUACGUAUUCUGACACCGAGCCUAACAAUGACAUGUGGACCUUGGAGAAAAAGAUUUAUGAAGCAACUUUAAUCCUCGAGGCUCUUGGAAAUGCGAGUACCACUGCCAACCCGAACAGCAGCAGAUUCGGACGCCUGGUGCGACUUCAGUACAGCCAAGAGUCUAAAAUCAUCGGGGCUGAAAUUAAAACUUAUAUGUUGGAGAAGCAUCGGGUCGCGAAGGGGAAUUUAAAUGAAAGGAAUUUUCAUAUUUUCCAUUAUUUGUUCCAUGCCGUCGAACAUGGUUACAUUGAAGGUCGCAAUAAGAGCGUUUACAAUAAUUCAUUUUGGUCCGGUAACGUUCAAGAUGGAGACCUCCAACAGUUUGCAAAUCUGAGCACUAGACUUACCAUGUUGGAUUCAUUGGAUCAUUUUAUUCAAGUUUUUGAGCUCCUGUUCGCAAUCAUGCAUCUCCUCGCUGUCGAGUUUAAAGUGGACAGUGUGGCGGAAGAGGACAAGGAAAAUUUUACUGCACAUCGACCCAAGCAUUUUAAGGUAUCAUCAAAGACUCAAGAUCAUCUCGACUCGGCCAGUGCGAUCCUCGGAAUUUCAACAACAGAGCUGCACAAUUCACUCGUUUAUAAUACAUUUUCAGCUGGAAAUCGUACAAGCGUAAGCUUAUCACCGUGUGCGAGUAAGGAAGACUGCGAAUCAAGACUACAUUCGUUCAUUAGCACGUUAUACGAAAGAUUAUUUCAUCACGUCGUCACACACAUCAACGCAUUACUCAAUCAGCAUAGCAGCAAAUCUUCUGUCCUAGACUACUCGACCCCCGUUACUUCGACUAAUAAUGAGCCCAAUUCGUGCACUACGACGGUAUCAAUUUUGGAUUUGUACGGAUUCGAAAACCUGGACUUUAAUCACUUUGAACAACUUUGCAUAAACUAUGCGAACGAGAGGAUUCAACAAGUGCAGAUUUCCGUGCUUAAGGGAUACUUUGAGGAGGAUAGGCGUGUAUCCAAUUUCAAUCUAACCGAUGAGCCCGUAGAACUGAAUCGAGUCGAGAAUGAGACUAAUCUGCGACUGGAGGAACUUCAUCAAAGAGUAUUUUGCAUUUUAGACGAAGCAUGUCUGCUAAAAAGGCCAACCCCGGAUAAAGAGAUUUUUCAGCAAUUGGCAAUUAAAUCAGCAAAAGAUCAAUUUAUUAAAACUGGCCAACCGCAUGAUGACAAGUGCCCAUUUAUCAUUCAACAUUACGCAUCCGACGUUAAUUAUUCUAUGGCUGGAAUGAUUAUGAAAAACAAAGACUUUAUUCCUGACGAAUUUAUCUCUAUACUGAGCAGAAGCUCGAAGUCGUUCAUUUGCGACUUAUUUCCCCACAAGAGUCUGGAACCAGAAGUUGCCGUUAACACCCCUCGAAGGGGCAAACCGGAAGGGAGAAAGACAAUUCUAAUGCGUUUCAAGUUUUCCGUUAACGAAUUGGUGGGUGAAUUGUUGGAGAAGGAGAAUCGAGAUGUCCAUUUUAUCAAAUGUAUCAGACCGAAUGUGGAUCUAUUGACGGAUUUAGUUCAGCCGGAACUUGUACGAAAACAGUUAUUUGCUUGUGGCAUUGUCGAUAUUAUUCGUAUUGCGGGGAACGGUUAUCCAAUUCGAAUAUCGACGGACAAACUCGAGAAAGAUUUUCAAUUUUUAUUCCGUAAAUUAUUAUACAAAAAUUAUCCUUGCAGCAAGCCACUUGGAUGGCAGGAUAGGCUCGUGCAAAUAUUUUCAUCUAAAUCGUCUCCCUUAAAAUUUGGAAAGUCAUACGCCUUCAUGACUGAAAGCAUCUUAAGUCGAAUGAGGAAGUUUGACAGUUUAAUUAAAUGGAAAUCUGCUAAGCAGAUUCAGAGUACUUGGAGGACUUUUAUUUCGGAACUGAAAAAGAGACGAGCUCAACUUGAGGUGGCUGCUACCCGAAUUCAACGUUGUUGGAGAGCUUAUUGUUUGGAACUGAAAAUCAAACAAAAUGAACUUGAUAAAACUCCUGUUCCCACAAGUUCAUCAAGUUGCAAUAGUUCCCUGUAUUUCACUCCAAUGACAAGUAGUAUUUCGAGCACGUUCUAUUCUGUUGGGACUCACAAUACUUUAAGUCACCCCAACCAGUCCAAUCUGUAUUUCUCAAUUGGAAGCGAUAUGUCCAUUUCAACUUCCACUUCUGAAGACCUUUGCCAACAACCAGAUUCAAGUUGGUUAAAUUGCAGCACUGACAUGAAUAUCACCAAUGACACAGAGGGUACAAUUACUCCAUGCGAGACAAGAUUUGACAAUGCCAUCAUGAUGGAAACCAGUGGCAGCACACUACUCUGUAUGGAAUCAGAGAAGGAGAUUUCAAAUGAUAUAACGCCAAAUCCUACACUACUGGAUGCUACGCAUGAAUUGACAUUUUGGAAAGGGGAGCCGCGGGGUCAACAAGUGGACGUGUUUGUGGGGGAUGGAGUCAUUUCAAGAUCGGCGGUUCACACGCUUCCGAUAAAAAUUUAUACAAAGAAGACUGCCCUCGGAUAUAUAAAACCACCGAAAAGACUGACAUCAAAUGGAAUAGAAGAUGCAUUUGAAGAUUAUAAAAUUGUUAUAAAAAAAAGUUUAUUCCCACCACCGAGACAAUCUACAUUCCUAGGUGAAAAUUCAGACCUUUCCGAAAACCAAUUAUAUCAUGUGAUUUAAAAUUAUAAAUUUAUAAUUUUAAAUCACAUUGCAUUUAUGCAAAACAUGAUAUAGGUAGCAAAAGUAUUUUAGUAUUAGAUUUUUAAUUUUAUAUGAAUGAAAAAAUAGUUUAUUUGUAACAAAGACA
Messenger RNA from Folsomia candida, 3407 nucleotides. Its product is annotated as unconventional myosin-XIX. Gene Ontology annotation, molecular function: microfilament motor activity; actin filament binding; ATP binding. Gene Ontology annotation, cellular component: cytoplasm; vesicle; actin cytoskeleton. The record is from RefSeq and is a predicted model, not a curated record. Lineage: Eukaryota; Metazoa; Arthropoda; Collembola; Entomobryomorpha; Isotomidae. Bases 182 to 3280 code for a protein of 1032 amino acids. The transcript has 13 exons. Gene Ontology annotation, biological process: vesicle transport along actin filament; actin filament organization.